AUUGACAGUUGGUAAACUUUCUUUUAUCUUGUUUAUUUCGGUGCUUGUUUCUUUUUAUUUGGUUGGAAAACCGAACUAGCCCUUUACGAUAGUUGGAGGCAAUUCCAAAAAUCAAACCAUUCAAGCCUUGAAUAUAUAAGCAGGUUCGUGGUUAUUGUUUAUAUAUUGUGAUUUAUGAACUUCCAAUGCCCCGGUGAUAUAUAAAUGAUAAGCUAUGAUGGCGACAGCUUCUGCUACUACAGCCACGAUUGAUGAAGAUUUAGAUGAAUGUGGACCACAGUUAAUCACCAAGCUAGAGGGAAAUGGCAUAACAUCAGGAGACAUCAAAAAGCUGGAAGAAGCAGGUUACCACACUGUGGAGUCAGUUGCGUAUGCCCCAAAAAAAUGGCUAAUAACCAUAAAGGGGAUAUCAGAGGCGAAAGCUGACAAAAUAUUGUCAGAGGCAUCAAAGUUAGUGCCUAUGGGAUUUACCACCGCCACUGAGUUUCACCAGAAAAGAGCUGAAAUCAUUCAGUUGACAACUGGCUCAAAAGAACUGGAUAGAUUGCUAGGCGGUGGAAUAGAGACAGGGUCCAUAACAGAAAUAUUUGGAGAAUUCCGGACAGGGAAGACACAGCUAUGCCACACAUUGGCAGUGACUUGCCAGUUGCCAAUAGAGCAGUCGGGCGGCGAGGGCAAGUGCAUGUACAUAGACACGGAGGGCACGUUCCGGCCCGAGCGCCUGCUGGCCGCGGCGCAGCGCUACGGCAUGGAGGCCGCGGCUGUGCUCGACAACGUGGCCUACGCGCGCGCGUACAACACCGACCACCAGACGCAGCUGCUGGUCCAGGCCUGCGCCAUGAUGGCAGAGUCUCGAUACUCUCUGAUAAUUGUGGAUAGCGCCACGGCACUGUACAGAACAGAUUAUUCCGGAAGAGGGGAGCUGAAUCCAAGACAACAGCAUCUAGGCCGCUUCAUGAGAAUGUUACUCAGACUAGCUGAUGAGUUUGGAGUAGCAGUAAUAAUAACCAACCAAGUAGUCGCCCAAGUAGAUUCUGUUGGCGUUUUCAACGCCGACACGAAGAAGCCAAUCGGCGGCCACAUCCUCGCGCAUGCGUCGACGACCCGACUGUACCUGCGCAAGGGCCGCGGCGAUAACAGAGUUUGCAAGAUCUACGACAGCCCGUGUCUGCCAGAAACCGAAGCCAUGUUUGCUAUAAGUGCUGAAGGCAUCACUGAUGCCAAAGAAUAGAUUGUAAGGUGUGAUUGGAACUUGUUUUUGUUUAGAUAGAGUAAACUAUAGACAUCGUGACAUCUUCUAUUUCGCUCAUACAAGAGAAACGCCUAUUUAAUGAACAAAGCGCUACUUAGUUUUCUUGGCCCUCGUCAUACAGACAGCCUACAACUGCCGGGUAGUGUUGGUCUAUGUCAUGUUGCUGCUAAUUAAUUAAUGUUAUACUUAAAUCCCGACUAAUAUCUAUUGGACGGAUUGUUAUGAAAUAUGAAAUUUGGUACACGGGUAGAAAAUAACCUGGAAUAACACGUAGGGUACUAUUAAUCCUGACAUUCCCACGGGAACGAAGCUCCGGGGCGCUGCUAGAAAAAAAAAUAUAUAUAUAUACUUUGCAAUAAGAGCCACAGAUAAAAGAUAGCACUAUAUGUAUGUUGCACCAAAAUGUUGCUUAGAACUUUUUAGUGCUAUAUAAGAUUAUCUUCAAACACUGACCACGCGUCUAUAGUUUUCUUUGUCUUUGGUUUAAUGUAACCAAUAUUUACAAGAAAGUGUAUGUUUUUGAAGGACUAGGAAAAAUUAAAACAUUCUAAUGAAAUAGAAAUAUAGCCAUUUAAUUUGAAUAAUGGUUAUUGUUAACAGUUCUUGUCCAUUACAUUGACAUGUACUAAAAAAUUAUAUGUCCAAAAACAGUAUGCACCUAAUUGACUACUUCUUAACAUAUAUUUAUCGAUAUUUCGCAAUUUUGUAAAUAUUAUCUUCAAUAAAAAGCUGGUAUAUUUUUAAA
Molecule: messenger RNA, 1997 nt
Organism: Plodia interpunctella (Indianmeal moth)
Lineage: Eukaryota; Metazoa; Arthropoda; Insecta; Lepidoptera; Pyralidae
Gene: spn-A
Product: spindle A
Exons: 7
Coding region: 215-1231 (338 amino acids)
Biological process (GO): double-strand break repair via homologous recombination; mitotic recombination; DNA recombinase assembly
Cellular component (GO): condensed nuclear chromosome
Molecular function (GO): single-stranded DNA binding; double-stranded DNA binding; ATP hydrolysis activity
Source: RefSeq, a predicted model, not a curated record